Phytophthora sojae is the source of this 902-nucleotide messenger RNA. RefSeq lists its product as hypothetical. The record is from RefSeq and is a predicted model, not a curated record. Bases 1 to 828 code for a protein of 275 amino acids. Lineage: Eukaryota; Oomycota; Peronosporomycetes; Peronosporales; Peronosporaceae. The transcript has a single exon.
AUGUCGACCUACCCACUGCGCGGCAUCCUCUACUUCCUCGGCGACCGGCACCUCUGGCGCCUGACGCUCUGCCCCGUGCUGCUGACGGUGGCCGUGGCGUUCGGCGUGGCUGUCACGCUCUUCACCUUCACGCUGCAUCGGCAGGAGCGCGCGCUGUACGACGCGGGCCUCUCGACCUUCUUCGCGUGGCUGAUAGCCGUCAUCUUCGUGAUCAUCGAGGUGUUCAUCGUCACGGUCGUCUACGGCCUCGUGUGCCUCGAGUGGUUCAAGGACAAGAUCUUCGCGCACGUCUUGAUCGAGCGCGGGUACCGGGAGCUGGUGGAGAAUGAGGAGCGCCACUCGCCCUUUUUGCGCGUGCUCACGUCCUGCUGCCGGGUGAGCGUGAUGCUGCGUCUCGGGCUGCUGGUCAUCACGCUGCCACUCAACAUGAUCCCGGUGCUGGGCAACAUCACGUACGCGUGGCUCAACGGCACGCUCAUGGCCUGGGAGGCGCAUCUGUACUACUUCGAGAUGAAGGCCUUCGACUUCGAGCAGCAGAAGGAGAUCGUCGCUGCGCGGAAGCUCCAGUACUCGGCCUUCGGAAUGGGGGCUAUGCUGCUCGAGAUGAUCCCCAUUGCCGGCGCCAUCUUCAUGUUCACGAAUGCGGCUGGAGCUGCACUGUUCGCUGCGAGCAUUGAGAAGGAACUGGAGAAGCAGGAGCGGCGCAAGAACAGCUGGGGCGGCAAGGGCAAAGAGAGCAAGAAGGAGAAGAGCAUUGAGAUGGACAAGGUGCCGCUCGUCAACAAGCUCGGUGCGUACGUGCCGCCCUACGGAAGCACUUCCAAGUAACUUGAGUGAGGAAGACGAUCGCAGCAGGAGGUACCGAAAAUGGUAAUGGAGAAGUAACUUGUUCAUUUCAUGAC